AUGAAAGAAGCCCUCGUCAGCAAAGGCCCUCAGGUCGAAAUAGUUAACACCCCCAUCCCCUCCCUCCCCUCCCCGGACCACAUCCUCAUCCGCGUCGUCGUCACCGGCACCAACCCAAAAGACUGGAAACUCCCCGACCUCUACGAGCAGGACGCCCGCACCAACCCAGGCGAUGACAUCGCCGGCAUAGUCCACACCGUCGGCGCCAACGUCUUUGAGUUCAAGCCCGGCGACCGCGUCGCCGCCUUCCACGAGAUGCGCACCCCCCACGGCAGCUUCGCCGAGUACGCCGUCGCCUGGCAGCACACCACCUUCCACAUCCCCAGCAACAUCUCGUUCGAGGAGGCUGCCGCUCUGCCCCUCGCGGCCAUGACCUCUGUUGUGGGGUUGUACGACCGGUUGAGGCUCCCGCAGCCGUGGUCGCCCGAGGUGAGCAGAGACGAGGUGACGGAUAUUCCGCUGCUGAUUUACGGCGCGUCGUCCGCGGUGGGGUUUUACGGGUUGCAGUUUGCGCUGAGGAGCAACAUGCACCCUUUGAUCUGCGUGGCCGGGUCGGCGAAGGAGUAUGUGAGGGGGUUUAUCGAUGAGUCAAAGGGGGAUGUGGUUGUUGAUUACAGGGAUGGACCGGAGGCGACGGUGGAGGGGAUCAAGAAGGCGCUGAAGGGGAGGGAGUUGAAGUAUGCUCUUGAUGCGGUUUCGUUGCCGGAGAGUCUCGACAAUAUUGCCGAGGUGCUGUCGACGGAUGGGGGCCAUGUCACUCUUGUGCUUGGACAUCCGAAGAAGGGGUUGAAGGAGGGGCAAAAGUACAGCGUUACCAUGGUGGGCGAUGUUCAUAACGAUCACAAGGAUUUGGGGUAUGUUUACUUUAGGUAUAUUGCUAGGGGGUUGGCCGAGGGCUGGUUUAAGCCGCAGAGGGUCGAGGUCGUGCCCGGUGGAUUGGGGGGUGUUCAGAAGGCGUUGGAGGACUUGAAGAAGGGGAGGGCGAGUGGAGUCAAGUAUGUGAUGAGGAUUGAGGAGACGGAGGGGUUGGUCAAGGGGGAUAGGUGA
This is a messenger RNA of Podospora pseudocomata, 1047 nucleotides long. RefSeq lists its product as uncharacterized. The coding region runs from base 1 to 1047 and encodes 348 amino acids. The transcript has a single exon. The record is from RefSeq and is a predicted model, not a curated record. Lineage: Eukaryota; Fungi; Ascomycota; Sordariomycetes; Sordariales; Podosporaceae. Gene Ontology annotation, molecular function: oxidoreductase activity, acting on NAD(P)H.